Molecule: messenger RNA, 1950 nt
Organism: Paramuricea clavata
Lineage: Eukaryota; Metazoa; Cnidaria; Anthozoa; Malacalcyonacea; Plexauridae
Source: the annotation of a GenBank genome assembly
UGGAUGCAAGUCCUGUCGGACUUGGUGCAGUAUUAGCCCAAACACAAGAAAAUGGGAAAGAUCGCUGCAUAGCGUAUGCUAGUCGUUCCCUAACGCCUGUGGAAGCUCGCUACUCGCAGACCGAAAAAGAAGCAUUGGCUGCAGUGUGGGGUUGUGAACGUUUUCAUCUUUACCUUGUUGGAACACAAUUUGACCUCAUCACUGACCACAACCCAUUGGAAGUCAUUUACAGCCCAAAGUCCAAACCGCCACUCCGGAUAGAACGUUGGUUACUACGAUUGCAACAAUACAAGUUUAAUAUCAAGUAUCGACCAGGUAGCAGCAACCCAGCUGACGUGUUGUCUCGACAACCUUUAUUCACCAACUACAAGUCAAGUACCAUAGCGGAGAAAUAUGUCAAUUUCAUCCAAAGUCACUCGGUUCCUAAAUCUCUCACGCUCGAUGAGAUUCGUAUCGCAACGUUAAAUGAUCCUGAACUGCAGAGAGUAACUAGCGCAGUAAAGGAAGAUCGAUGGAACAAAACAGAUAGUUGUUUAAGCCCAUAUCGUAAUCAGCACGAACAGUUGACAGUUUCGGAGUUAUACUACGAAAUUCACAAAUCGUUAUCCCAAAGAGUCUCCGUAGUCGUGUCCUUUCUAUCGCUCAUGAAGGACAUCAAGGGAUAGUUAAAACUAAAAUGCUUGUACGCAGUAAAGUAUGGUGGCCUGGUAUUGACAAGCAAGUGGAGCAAAUGGUUAAAGAAUGUGUACCCUGCCAAGCAGCAGUACACCAGUCACCAAAAUGUCAACCACCCCUGAAUAUGACAAAGUUACCUCCACAUCCUUGGCACACACUUAAUGCAGAUUUCUGUGGUCCAAUCCUAAAUGGCGAGAAAUUGUUGGUCGUGAUUGACGCCUAUUCCAGAUAUCCAGAAGUUGAAGUGAUGCAAAGCACGACAACCACGGUUGUGAUCUCCAAACUCCAAAGAAUCUUUGCCCGACAUGGAUAUCCCGAAGAAUUGAUAAUCGAUAACGGACCCCCGUUCAAUGCGGUUGAGUUCACCGAAUACCUAGCUGCACAUGGAGUCCAUCACCGCCGAAUCACACCUUAUUGGCCUCAAGCCAACGGUGAGGCAGAGCGAUUCAUGAAAACAGUAACAAAAGCAAUCCGUACUGCUCAUUCGGAAGGAAAAAGAUGGCAAAGUGAAUUAGAUCUUUUUCUUCUCAACUACAGAUCCACACCUCAUUCUACGACACACAUUAGUCCAGCUGAACUUUUGUUCAAUCGCUCAAUUAGAAAUAAGCUUCCUAGUUUCUCAUCCCUACAACACAAUGAUGGCCCUGUGGAACACCACGUUGUUCGAGAUAAGGAGGAAAAGGAGAAAAUGAAAGUCCAUGCUGAUAGAAGAAACAACGCGAAAGAAAGUCAGUUGAAAGUUGGUGAUUACGUGCUAAUGCAAGUUCCGAAGGACAAUAAGUUAUCAAUGCCUUUCAAUCCAAAACCAUUUAAAGUGAUUGAAAUCAAAGGCAACAUGGUAACAGCUCGUAAUACAGAGCGCACCGUAACCCGGAAUGUAUCGUGUUUCAAAUGUCUCACAAAUUACAAGAACGCAAGUGAGGAAGACCAGAAUGAUGAAGAAGACGAUUUUGACGACGGCAUAGUAGAAAACCAGCAACCAACAAUAGUUGAAGAGCAACAACAAGAUCUACCAGAUCUACAACAAAGGUAUUGUCUUAGACAAAAUCGAAGACCACCGGACUUUUAUAGAAGUUAGACAUGUUAAAACUAGUUAAAUAAUUACUGGUAAAGCAGACACGUAGACUUUAUAAGGUAAUAUUCAAUAAACAGCAAUUAACAUUAAUGAGUUAUUUUAAAGAAAAGGAGGGAUGUAAUGUAGUCACGUCAUGUCACGUGAUGUAAUAUAUAUUUAGGUAUCAGAAAGAGACCACGUGUAAGGAAAUAGGGUUUUGA